GGAAGAGACCACCAUCUCACGUUCUCACGCAUGCGCGCAGGUGCAUGCUGGACGAUGUGCCCAUUGCACCUAGAUUCGCCGCUUGCAAUUUCAUGGGCAUAGAUGAUAGAUCGUCCCAGCAACGACCAUCGGCUUUGAGGCAAUAGUUCAGUGAUAGCCUGGUAGGUGAGGACGCGCGGUAAGCACGCACGACAGCGGCAAUGGCGAGCGGCGGCGUGCUGCCAUUGGCAUCGCUGAACCACAUCAGCAUCGUUUGCAGUUCGGUGGAGGAGUCGCUACGCUUCUACAUGAAUGUCCUGGGCUUCAUCCCCAUCCGCCGCCCCGGAUCUUUCAACUUCAACGGCGCAUGGUUAUUUAACUAUGGGAUCGGCAUCCACCUGUUGCAAUGUGAAGAGCCCCAGAGUUUGCCCGGGAAGACGGAGAUCAACCCCAAGGAUAACCACAUCUCAUUCCAGUGCGAGAGCAUGAUGGCGGUGGAGCGGCGGCUCAAGGAGCUGGGCAUCCCGUACAUCCAGCGGUGCGUGGAGGAGGGCGGCAUCUACGUGGACCAGAUCUUCUUCCACGACCCUGACGGCUUCAUGAUCGAGAUCUGCAACUGCGACAACCUCCCGAUCGUCCCGCUUGCCGACCAUACCUUCACCAUGGCCGCCUGCAAGAGGGUCGUCGCCGUCAAGCAACAGCAGAAGCCGCUGGCGGUACAAGCUCCUCCCCUGCAGACGACGGCGACAACCACGGCGGCACAGUGCGUGCCGUCAGCCAACAAGGCGAUGCAGCGUGUGGGCGGCGAGGAGGCGGCACACGUCUCGUGCGCGUGAGAUGGAAGAUGUAGCAUGUGUGUGUGGAUAGCUAACUUUGCCGAAAUGGUGGCGUGCGCAUCGCGGAUGGAGUGGUUCAUUCGUGUCGCGGAUGGGAUAUUAGGAUGUGUGGGUCCCGUGCAUGCGGGUGUCAUGUGCGUGGGGCACCCUGCUAAAAAAUGCAAUAUAUCCAACAUAUUGUAUCA
Molecule: messenger RNA, 1000 nt
Organism: Triticum aestivum (bread wheat)
Lineage: Eukaryota; Viridiplantae; Streptophyta; Magnoliopsida; Poales; Poaceae
Exons: 3
Coding region: 201-815 (204 amino acids)
Source: RefSeq, a predicted model, not a curated record